This is a messenger RNA of Cherax quadricarinatus, 1447 nucleotides long. RefSeq names its product transmembrane p24 trafficking protein CHOp24 (gene CHOp24). The record is from RefSeq and is a predicted model, not a curated record. Lineage: Eukaryota; Metazoa; Arthropoda; Malacostraca; Decapoda; Parastacidae. Gene Ontology annotation, biological process: Golgi organization; endoplasmic reticulum to Golgi vesicle-mediated transport; intracellular protein transport. Gene Ontology annotation, cellular component: endoplasmic reticulum; COPII-coated ER to Golgi transport vesicle; endoplasmic reticulum-Golgi intermediate compartment.
GUUAAUUAUAAAUUGUGGUGAGAGAGGUAAGGUGGACGAGACGUGUCACCAUAACACAUUGUGUCAGUGUCUCCAUAAUAUGAUGAAUUUGAGGCACCUGCUGGCCCUCCUAGGCCUACUGUCCCUCCUGGCCACCGCCAGGGCCUACUUCGUCACUAUAGACGCCCACGCUGAGGAAUGUUUCUUCGAGAAAGUCACCGCCGGGACUAAAUUGGGCUUGGCUUUUGAGGUAGCUGAAGGUGGCUUUCUUGACAUAGACAUAAAGAUAUUUAGUCCCGAUGGAAAGAUUGUCCACGAGGGUGAACGGGAGUCCAACGGUCGCUACACGUUCCCCGCCAGUAUGGAUGGUGUUUACACUUACUGCUUUUCCAAUAAAAUGUCCACCAUGACCACCAAGAUUGUGAUGUUUUCCAUGGAAAUUGGGGACGAGUCCAAAGCUGAUAAAGAUGCAGCGAAUACUGAGGGGUGGUACGCGCAGAAUCUGCCUCAUCCAGAAUGGGAUAUGCAGAAUUUCUCCCAGCCAGAUGAAUCCAUGCCACUUCCUACAGCAGGAUGGCCUACACAGUAUCCCAUUCAUACAGGAGAAGGAAGUAGCAACAAAAUAGAAGACAUGAUUCGUGAGUUGUCGGCAGCAUUGUCUGGCGUCAAGCAUGAACAGGAUUACAUGGAAGUGCGUGAACGUAUUCAUCGCUCCAUCAACGACAAUACUAAUUCAAGAGUGGUUUUGUGGUCCGUGUUUGAGGCCCUGGUACUAGUAGCCAUGACCAUUGGUCAAGUGUAUUAUCUCAAACAGUUUUUUGAAGUACGAAGGGUAGUUUAGCUAAGACCACCUUUCUUCACCCCCUUCCUUUUUAGAGAAUAGGAUCUCCAUAAAUUGUAAGAUAAGGAAUGUUCAUUUUUAACAUGUUAAGUAAUGAAUAUAUAAUUUAACAUUCAAUUUCUUAUGAAAUAAAUUUGUAAAGUUGAGUAUUUCACCAUUUUGAUACUAAACACGAUUUGGCAACAAAUGCUGCCAACCUAACCACAAGGUUUUAGUAUGUUCAGUAUGCUUCCAGCUUUUUUUUUUUUAUUAUGUUUAAGAAAAAUAGAAAAAAUUGUUUUUGGAUUUUAUUUAGUGGUAGCAAAUAAAAAAAAAAAUUAUUGGCACACUUCAUUGAAUAUGACUUGCUUUAGUGUUGAUAACAGACCGGGCCGCGGGGGCGUUGACCCCCAAAACUCUCUCCAGGUAAAAGUUUUAAUUUCUGAUGCUAUCCAAGUUUUGAAUACAGCUUCUAAAUUGCUAAUUAGGCAGAGAAUUCUACUUUACCUAAAUGGUUUUUCUCAGAAUGUUGUUCCCUAAUGUUUUUAUAUUUGUAAUGGAGGAUUUCUGUGCUUGUAAAUUUUUUAAACUGACAUGGAUGUAAAUUUUGUGUGUUUCAUUUGAAGCUUAAUAAAAGUUUAUAUGAUA